CUGCUCACCACCCCCCUCUCUCUGCCCAGCAUGUCCUCGCUCCGCGUGCAGGUCGCGACGUACAACUACAACUUGCGCGGCCUCUCCUCUGCGCCCGACUUUACGCCGUGGCUUGUGCCGACGCUGAGCGCCAAGUCUGCGGCGUACGUCUCGGGCAGCAACCCGCUCGAGGGGCGUCCGGCGCCCGACAUCUACGCCGUCGGCUUCCAGGAGCUGCUGCCUCUCGACGUCGCCUUCUCUUCCGGCGCCGCAGCAGGGCAAGAUGCCAUCGCGAGCACCGACACUGCCAUUCGCCGGGCCAUCCGGCCGCAGAGCGCCGUGACGCGCAGUGAUGGCAAGUACCCUCCCGGCGGCGGGCCAGAGGACUACGCCCUCGUGGCGCGCAUCCAGCUCGUGUCCAUCGUGCUCUUCGUCUACGCACGCGAGCGCAGCGACUCGCCGGGCGCCAAGAGCAUCGCGCAGCGCGUCAAGGAGGUGCGCUCGGCCACGGUCGGCACGGGCCUGCUGGGCCUCAUGGGCAACAAGGGCGCAGUGGGCGUGCGUGUCGUGCUCGAGGGAGCAAAGCGCGAGACGGACGACGAGGUCCUCACAUUCGUGUGCGCGCAUCUUGCCGCGCACGACCACCAGGUGGCUCGCCGCAACCGAGACUGGCGCAACAUCGUCUCGCGUCUCGUCUUCACUCCCUCCUCGCUGCACGCACUGCCUCCGCAGCAGGUCGUGCCUGUACGCUCUGGCGGAGGAGCACCCAACACUGAGGAGCUGAAGCGGCAAUACGAGGAGUCGAAGAAGGGAGCGGGCAACAAGGGUCUCGCUGCACUCGACGGCAAGGAGCACGGCAUCUACGACUCGACGCAUCUCUUCGUCUUUGGCGAUCUCAACUAUCGCAUUGCCUUCAACUCCGCCCCGGCGCCUCAUCUGGCGCGCAAGGGCGGCGAAGGCGAGAAGCUGAAGAAGGCAGACGUGAAGCGCAAGGUGCAGCAAGCCGACUGGCGGACUCUUGCGGCAUACGAUCAGCUCUUGAUUGAGCGGCAUCACCCUUCCGGCGCGCGCGUCUUCCACGGUCUCACGGAGCCGCCGCUGGCCAGUGCCGGCUUUGGCCCGACGUACAAGUACAAGAUCGACAAGAAGAAGAGCGCGGAAGAGCUGGCGAAGGAGAAGGGCGAGGGCGUGCUGAGUGGCAAGCGUGUGCCUGGGUGGACGGACAGAAUCCUCUGGGCGAGCGUGGGCGCUGAGGAGGAGGAGAUGCAUGGAGUGGAAGUGGAGCUGUAUCGCAGCGUCAUGAGCUACACGAUCUCCGACCACAAGCCAGUCACUACUCUCCUUCGCCUUCCCGCCUCGCGCGGCACGCUUCUCUCGAGGCACGCGCCGUACGCCAUUGACGCGUCGUGGCGCAGCAAGGCGCUCGUGGGCCGCACGCUCGACGGCGCACUCGGCAUCGUCUGGCGCGCACUCGUCACCGCGGGCGCAGGCAACGUGGUUGCCGGAGCGCUCGAGGCCGUCGUCGUGCUGCUGCUCGCGGUGUGGUACCUUGGCAACGGAGGAGGCGAUGCGGGGUGGUGGAUUCCCAGCCUGCGGGCAUAGGCGACGUUGGAGAGGAUUUUCACACGCGAGCUUCAGAUGGGCGGUGCAGUCUGCGCACGUGAUGGACGAGACCGAAGCAACCCACUUCUCACCAUCCGCCUGCACCCUGAGUG
Messenger RNA from Tilletiopsis washingtonensis, 1694 nucleotides. Its product is annotated as DNase I-like protein. Gene Ontology annotation, biological process: phosphatidylinositol dephosphorylation. Bases 31 to 1581 code for a protein of 516 amino acids. Gene Ontology annotation, molecular function: phosphatidylinositol-4,5-bisphosphate 5-phosphatase activity. The transcript is spliced from 2 exons. NCBI's taxonomy places the organism in Eukaryota, Fungi, Basidiomycota, Exobasidiomycetes, Entylomatales. The record is from RefSeq and is a predicted model, not a curated record.